AGCAUUACUCCCCCUGGAGCUGCAAGCUUUUGUUUGUGGAAGAGCUUUGGGAAUUUAUUCAGUUUGAGCAGGAAAUGAGGAGGCGGCUCCACCGAAACGAGCAGUGAACAUGGUGUCAACCGAAGGGGAAUCUGGAUGUUUAGUAGAGGUAAUCCUGUCACAUCCAACCUUAAGCCUAAUUUUCCUUCUGAUCGCCGUGGCUGCAAUCCGCCGAUACAUUCGAGAUUCCUACAAGGUCGAUGGCUUCAGGGACAAGCAUGUGUUCAUCACCGGCUGUGACAGCGGCUUUGGGAAUCUCCUGGCCAAACAGCUGGAUGGAAAAGGCUUCCAAGUCAUUGCCGCAUGCCUCACGGAGAAAGGUGCAGCAGACCUGACGGCGGCAACUUCCCCCAGACUGAAGACCCUCCUGCUGAACGUCACAGACAGCGAAAGCAUCAGGAAGGCAGUGGAGUUUGUCAGCACAGAGGUCAGGGGGAGAGGUCUUUGGGGGCUGGUGAACAACGCUGGGAGGUCGAUACCCAUCGGCCCAACAGACUGGAUGGAGAUGGAGGACUUCACCAAGGUUUUGGAUGUCAACCUGAUAGGACUCAUUGAUGUGACCCUGCAGUUCAUUCCACUUCUGAAGAAGGCCAGAGGCAGAGUGGUAAACGUGGCCAGUAUACUCGGAAGAUUGAACCUUGUUGGGGGAGGAUACUGUCCAUCCAAAUGGGGAGUAGAGGCCUUUUCUGACAGCCUCAGGAAAGACAUGAGUCAUUUUGGUGUCAAAGUGAGCAUCAUCGAGCCGGGUUUCUUCAAGACAGCUGUGACCAGCGUUGAUCUAAUCAAUGCUGACAUGAGGAGACUGUGGACCCGCCUACCUCAACAUGUUAAAAACGCAUAUGGAAACACAUAUUUGAAAGACUAUACGAAAGUGCAGGACUUCUCCAUGAGGAUGUUGUGCAGCGCAGACCUCUCAAAGGUGACCAGGUGCAUGGAGCACGCCUUGACCGCGCGGUUCCCACGCACACGUUACGGAGCGGGAUGGGAUGCUAAGCUUUUCUGGAUCCCACUGUCAUACCUGCCUUCAUUUGUGGCAGACUUUGUGGUGAAAACGCUCCUGCCAUGCCCAGAAGAAGCAAAAAACAACAGAAAAGCUUCUUAGUUUAUCAGUCGAAGUUGCUCGUGUUUCAUGAAACAAAUUGGGUGCAAUUCCAAGGACAGAAAAAGUGUCAAAACUGCAUUAUAAAAUAGGAAAUUUAUUCGUUUGUGUCUCAGCAGCAGAAAAUUUCUCUCGUUAUCCCACAUUUUUAUCUUCAUGAUACAAAAAAAAAA
Oryzias latipes (Japanese medaka) is the source of this 1311-nucleotide messenger RNA. RefSeq names its product retinol dehydrogenase 1 (gene rdh1). Gene Ontology annotation, molecular function: oxidoreductase activity. Lineage: Eukaryota; Metazoa; Chordata; Actinopteri; Beloniformes; Adrianichthyidae. The record is from RefSeq and is a predicted model, not a curated record. Gene Ontology annotation, cellular component: intracellular membrane-bounded organelle. Gene Ontology annotation, biological process: steroid metabolic process.